Colletes gigas is the source of this 2297-nucleotide messenger RNA. RefSeq names its product glutathione hydrolase 1 proenzyme-like. Gene Ontology annotation, molecular function: glutathione gamma-glutamate hydrolase. Bases 264 to 1853 code for a protein of 529 amino acids. The record is from RefSeq and is a predicted model, not a curated record. Lineage: Eukaryota; Metazoa; Arthropoda; Insecta; Hymenoptera; Colletidae. Gene Ontology annotation, cellular component: plasma membrane. Gene Ontology annotation, biological process: glutathione catabolic process. The transcript has 11 exons.
AAAUAUCACAGAUUUCAUUUUACGUUUAUUGAACAUUUCUCGAUAGUUUACAAGUAGUUGUCGUCGUUGAUAAAUAUCUCGUGAUUUGUGGCUUCGAAUUCCAUUUUCUUAGACGUAACCGACUAAACAAGAAGAAGGUUUUAAUCGGUGGGGUGAGCAUCGUUAUUAUCGUAGCCGUGGUCAUCGCGGUAGUGAUCGUUCUCCUCGUUAAAAACCCAGAAAAUGACAAUGUUCGGGCCAAAGAAAAUUACGGCGAGUACACAAUGGGUGCUGUGUCGACGAACGGGCAAGAAUGCGCGCAGAUCGGCGCCGACAUACUCAAGAAGGACGGCUCCGCCGUGGACGCCGCCAUAGCUGCGCUUCUUUGCGAGGGAGUCGCUUCUUUGCACAGCAUGGGAUUAGGAGGUGGAUUCUUAAUGACGAUUUGGAACGCUCGAACCAAGACUGCGGAUUAUCUGGACGCCCGCGAAACGGCUCCGUCAGGGGCGCACGAGAAUAUGUUUCAAGGCGAUCUUAGCUUGUCGAUGUAUGGUGGUCUGUCGAUAGCGGUGCCGGGCGAGCUCUAUGGCUACAUGGAAGCCCAUAAAAAAUACGGGAAACUGCCGUGGUCCAUGUUGUUCGAACCAACCAUUUCUCUGUGCGUCACUGGAUCGCUCGUGAACGAUUACCUGGCCGGAUAUUUGGCUCGCAAAGAGUCGCUUAUAAAAGCGGAGAGCUCGUUGGCGGAGAUACUCAUUGACCCAGCCACCAACUCCACAUGGAAGGUAGGUGACAGGAUAAAACGACCACGCCUGGCGGAAACGUUGAAACUGAUCGCGAAACACGGAUCGGACAUAUUUUACAACGGCACCCUAGGCGACGUUCUGGUCGAAGAGAUCAGGGCGAUGAAAGGCAUCAUCACCAAGCAAGAUCUACAAAAUUACAGAGCAAAAUGGAGGAAACCGAUCGAAUCGAAGAUCGGAAACUUGACGAUGUACACCGCUCCGCCACCGGGUUCAGGGGCGAUUCUCAGUUUCAUAAUGAACGUUCUGAACGGAUUGGUGCCCGUCAGCGACGAGGGUGUCAUGUGGCAGCGAUUCGUCGAGACGUUCAAAUGGGCGUACGCCAGAAGAACCGAAUUAGCCGAUCCUGAUUACGACCCGAACGGCAAUAUCGAGGCAUUAGUAGCGAACUUGACGUCCAUCGACUACGCGGAUGCGAUCCGAAUGAAGAUAAAAGAUGAUAGGACGAACAACGAUCCGAUGUAUUAUGGCGCCGUUAUGUCCACGCCAGAGGAUUCUGGGACGUCCCACGUUUCUGUACUGGCACCCGAUGGAUCAGCUGUAUCAGUGACUUCGACCAUAAAUCAAGUUUUCGGCGCGAUGAAGCGUUCCAAAUGGACGGGGAUAAUAUUCAACGACGAGAUGGACGAUUUUAGUUCCCCGAAUAUAACAAAUGGAUUCGAUCUGCCUCCCUCGCCGGCAAAUUUCAUUCGUCCCGGGAAAAGACCUCUGAGCUCUAUGAGCCCGACGAUAGUAGUAGAUGAAAGGAGGAAUGUCCGUUUGAUAAUUGGGGCCGCAGGCGGCAGUAAAAUCACGUCCGGAGUUGCGAUCGGAAUGGUAUUGAACCUUUGGUCGGGAUACAAUAUAAAAGAAGCGAUCGAGACGCUUAGAAUUCACCAUCAGCUAAUGCCAAUGGAGGUACAAAACGAGAAAGGAUUUUCUCCGAGCGUGUUGAGCUAUUUAUCGAGUAUCGGCCAUAACGUCGCUACAUUUUCGGGCAUCGGUAGCGCCAUCACGGCUGUGACGAACGAAAACGGCAAAAUAUUUGCCAUUUCUGACCCCCGCAGACAAGGAAAAACCGCUGGCUUUUAAACAAUUAUCUACGGUCUAUGUUUCUUAUCCGCUAAUAGACAAAACGUGUUAAUUGACAAUGAGUCGGAACAGGUGACGUGUAAACGUUUUCAUACUCAAAUCCGGUGUACACGAGAUAUAAAUUAAACCAACAACGUUCGAUAAAGGAUCAUCGACAAACGAGCCGGUACAAUUCUAAAUACCUCGUUACAAAUUACGUAGUUACCUUUAUACGCCUGCCAAAGCAGUUUCUUACAAAAGUAUUAGUAGCAUAGGCAGAUAUACAGUAGAUGCACAGAGGAAGCUCUAACGAUCAAACUGAGAAUCGAUGUACAAAAAAUACAACAAAAAGAACUUCGAGACGAAUCUAAAACGUUCGCUGAACAGCGACCAAAAGUCAUAGCUUGAAUUUCUAUACAAGCCUGCAAAUAAAAAUUUCUGGUAUAUUUACAGUAUUUUCAAAAG